CCUAUUAAUCAUUAACUUUUUCAUUUUGCGUAAAACCUAACGCCCGGAAAUUGUAAUAAUAGUUAAUUGACUCGCCAUUAUGCAAAAUUAUUAUCACUUAAAAAGCACAAAGGAGGAUUUGUGUGUCACGUUAUAGCCUUGCCGCCGUAUAUUUCCAGCAGUCAGUGCAUGAAUAUUAUAGUUUGCCACAAGCAAACUCUUAAACGCCUUAUAUUUGCUCUUUGUGAAAUGUAGGUAAUCGUGGUAUACAUGUUAGUAAAGUUAGCUACAGUAUACGGUGUCAGGUUUAGGUUGCUUCAUCCAUCAAUAAGCAAUGUCUGAAACGGCAAACGUUAAUUUGUGUGCAGUGCUUCAUAAACGAAGAGAAGAAAAACCAUGUUGUGACAUUGUGUUGGAGAAGCGGACAAUCAAAGAACCAAAUGAUAACGAGGUUCUAAUCAAAAUAUAUUCUGUUGGAAUUUGUGGAUCUGAUGUUUGUUUCUGGAAAAACGCUGAAAUGAUCGGAUUAAAAUUAGAAACACCAACAAUUUCUGGACACGAGGCUUCUGGAACUGUUGUCAAAUGUGGGAAAGAUGUGAGUCAUCUUAAAGCUGGUGAUCGAGUUGCAAUUGAACCGUGCUUUCCCUUAUGUUCCGACGAAUUUAGUAGAUGUGGUCGUUAUAAUUUGAGUCAAAUAUAUAUGUGCUCUGGCCCUGGAAUGGAUGGUGCAUUGCAGCAGUAUCUAACACACCGAGCGGACGCUUGUUUCAAAUUACCAGAAAACGUUUCAUUCGAGGAAGGGGCUCUUGUGGAGCCAUUAUCCGUAGGAAUUCAUGCUUGUCGUCGUGCGGAAAUUGGUCUUGGGCAUCGUGUACUGAUUUGUGGAGCUGGUCCUAUUGGUCUUGUGUCGUUGAUUGCGGCAAAAGCAAUGGGGGCUUCUGAUGUUAUUAUUACAGAUAAAUUUGACUAUCGUCUGCAAAAAGCUAAAGAACUGGGUGCUAAUUUCACAAUAAAAAUAAAGGAAGGAGAUGAACCGCAAGGUGUCGCCAAAACAAUCAAUGAGUUAUUGGGAGCGAUGCCAGAUCGGUCAAUUCUGUGUACAGGAGCUGAUUCCGCCGUACAGACUGCAAUAUAUGCAACAAAGGCUGGUGGUUGUGUAGUUCUUGUUGGAUUUGGAUCAGGAGACGCACGAAUCCCACUAGUUCAUGCAGCAGUUCGAGAAAUUGAUAUCAAAGGCUCUUUCCUGUAUACGAACACGUGGCCAGCAGCAAUAAAAAUGAUUUCAUCUGGGAAAAUAGACGUAAAACCUUUAAUCACUCAUAGAAUACCGAUAGAAAAAGCCCAAGAAGCAUUUCAAUUAGCAGAUGGCAUGAGCGCCAUCAAGAUCAUAAUAAAAUGUAACCCUGAUGAUCAAAAUAAUUGAUUCAAACUUUUUUGAAAGAACAAAUAAUACUGACUUGCAUUUUGGGGUACGCAUUUUUAUUUUGAUGUAAGACAAGGAUAAACCAUCCCUUUACUAUUCCAUGAAAAUCGGAGUAAAAUUUAUUCAGAUAUAUGAAUUUUAUCAACCAUUUUAUGCUCCAUAUUCGUCAUUGAACAAAAAUUAUCCGCACGGAGUAUCUAA
This is a messenger RNA of Styela clava, 1603 nucleotides long. Its product is annotated as sorbitol dehydrogenase-like. Gene Ontology annotation, molecular function: zinc ion binding; L-iditol 2-dehydrogenase (NAD+) activity. Gene Ontology annotation, biological process: D-sorbitol catabolic process. NCBI's taxonomy places the organism in Eukaryota, Metazoa, Chordata, Ascidiacea, Stolidobranchia, Styelidae. The record is from RefSeq and is a predicted model, not a curated record.